Messenger RNA from Stereum hirsutum FP-91666 SS1, 678 nucleotides. RefSeq lists its product as uncharacterized. The transcript has a single exon. Lineage: Eukaryota; Fungi; Basidiomycota; Agaricomycetes; Russulales; Stereaceae. Bases 1 to 678 code for a protein of 225 amino acids. The record is from RefSeq and is a predicted model, not a curated record.
AUGGAGAGGGAGACGAUCGGCGGGAUGGUGUCUUUGUUCGACAAGGAGACGAACGAAGAGACAGAGGUUGCUUCGAGGGACAGCGAGAUACUGGUCGCACCGAUGAUCUGCGUGACCGCCGCCGGUCCAGGGAUGGGGACCGAUAUCGAGGCUCGUAACGCGAAGAAGUGCGUCCUCGUGGUUCGAGUCCCAUCUCAGACGGUGGCCUAUGGCUACGGCGACUCGAACUCUGGCUCGCUGAUCUACGUGGUGCAGCAGCCAUACGAGGCACGUUGUAAACAUCCACCGUCACAGGUUCUUCUAUUAGCACAAGCGGACUGCGCGAGCGAGAGCGACUCAGGAGACGACCAUGGUGUCCGAUUCCGCGGUAAGAUGGUCGUGAGUCUGACCUGUUGUGGUUAUGCGGGGAGUGACGGUGCGGAGACUCGGAGGGGGGUCGGAUUAGCGUCUGUGGACGAGUUAUGGCAGGAGAGCGAGAGCGGUAUCUGGACGAGCAGCGAUACUCAGGUGACUUCGGGUGAUCAGGAGAACGCGAGGGAUAGUAGUAGCCGCGGCCUCGUGGACGUCUGCGAUAAUAGUCAGGCGAGGGUGACCGAGACCUGGAGCGAGGACCUUUGCCAGCUGGUGGAAACGAGCGAGAACGAGGCCGAGGGGUGUAUACGGGUGGACGGGGACUAA